CCUCUUCGAGCUCCCCGGCAAGUAGGCAAACAUGGCAGAAAGAGGGUACAGCUUCUCACUGACAACAUUCAGCCCGUCUGGCAAGCUGGUCCAGAUUGAAUACGCCCUUGCAGCUGUAGCCGCAGGUGCCCCAUCUGUUGGAAUAAAAGCUGCAAAUGGAGUUGUGCUAGCAACAGAGAAGAAGCAGAAGUCCAUACUUUAUGAUGAGCAGAGUGUGCACAAGGUGGAGCCCAUAACCAAACACAUAGGGAUGGUCUACAGUGGAAUGGGCCCCGACUACAGGGUGCUGGUUCGGAGGGCCCGGAAGCUGGCUCAGCAGUAUUUCCUGGUGUACCAGGAGCCCAUUCCUACAGCGCAGCUGGUGCAGAGGGUGGCCUCAGUCAUGCAGGAGUACACACAGUCAGGAGGUGUGCGUCCUUUUGGAGUGUCGUUGCUUAUCGCCGGCUGGGAUGAAGACCGUCCCUACCUCUUCCAGUCAGACCCCUCAGGUGCGUAUUUUGCCUGGAAAGCAACAGCAAUGGGAAAGAACUACGUGAAUGGAAAGACAUUCCUUGAGAAAAGAUACAAUGAAGACCUGGAACUUGAGGAUGCGAUUCACACAGCGAUCUUGACACUGAAGGAAAGCUUCGAGGGACAGAUGACAGAGGACAACAUCGAGGUGGGCAUCUGCAACGAGGCCGGCUUCAGGAGGCUCUCUCCCGCGGAGGUCAAGGAUUACCUGGCUGCCAUUGCCUAGAAAACGUCCCGCCAGGAAAACAAGUCAGGCUUUUGUUCAGCUGUGGUUUCAGGUUUCUCCGUCUUAAAUACUGUAUUUUCAAUUGAACAUUUUUAUUUUUUGCAUUCUCACAGUCUUCGUAGGAAAAACUACCAAUA
Megalops cyprinoides (Indo-Pacific tarpon) is the source of this 873-nucleotide messenger RNA. Its product is annotated as proteasome subunit alpha type-2-like. Gene Ontology annotation, biological process: ubiquitin-dependent protein catabolic process. NCBI's taxonomy places the organism in Eukaryota, Metazoa, Chordata, Actinopteri, Elopiformes, Megalopidae. Gene Ontology annotation, cellular component: proteasome core complex; proteasome core complex, alpha-subunit complex. Bases 32 to 736 code for a protein of 234 amino acids. The record is from RefSeq and is a predicted model, not a curated record. The transcript is spliced from 8 exons.